Messenger RNA from Boleophthalmus pectinirostris (great blue-spotted mudskipper), 2999 nucleotides. RefSeq names its product ecto-NOX disulfide-thiol exchanger 2-like. Gene Ontology annotation, molecular function: protein-disulfide reductase activity; RNA binding. The transcript has 15 exons. The record is from RefSeq and is a predicted model, not a curated record. NCBI's taxonomy places the organism in Eukaryota, Metazoa, Chordata, Actinopteri, Gobiiformes, Gobiidae. Gene Ontology annotation, cellular component: plasma membrane; external side of plasma membrane. Bases 170 to 2203 code for a protein of 677 amino acids. Gene Ontology annotation, biological process: ultradian rhythm.
CGCACGCUCCAAUCCUCAGCUAAAAGAUCCGCUGCUCUCAUUGCAGUCCAGUCUGCCAAGCGGAGCGCAGCGGGCUGAGCGCACAGACCGCAUCCUCUCACGGAUUUACGUCGUUCGUUUCGUCUUCAAGCAAAGCAGCAUCCGGAGUCACAUCUUUCAGCUUUGGACAAUGUUUCUCCUGCAGUACACAGGACUCAACUCUCUGCCCUUUGACCCCACAACCAGCUCAGAUCCUCUGCAGUUCAACAGUUCCCUGGUGAACGAGUGUCCUCCUUUAGAGAACGCAGCAGAGAACAGCAAGAAGAGGAAGAGGUCCACUCUGCCCACAGCAGAAGUGAUCCACAACCUCCCCAUGGAGUCCAGCUCAAUGCCGAUGCCCAUGUCAGACCCCAGCGCCUGGGCCACAGCCAUGAACAACCUGGGGAUGUCUCCUCUGGGGCUGAGCACACAGACACUAGUGCCAGAUUAUGAGCCAAAUGUGGGCCUGAUGCCUGAGUUCAGCCCCAUGAAUCCACUCAUGCCCGGUCUGGGUCUGGUACCAGAUGUUCCUGUCGUCAAGGAGAUCAUCCACUGUAAAAGCUGCACCCUGUUCCCUCCCAACCCCAAUCUCCCCCCUCCGGCCACCAGGGAGCGCCCUCCUGGGUGUAAGACGGUGUUUGUUGGUGGUUUACCAGAGAAUUCCACGGAGCAGACCAUUGAGGAGGUCUUUGGUCCAUGUGGAGAGAUCAUCGCCAUCCGUAAAAGCAAGAAAAACUUCUGCCACAUUCGCUUUGCUGAGGAGUACACUGUGGACAAGGCUCUUUUCUUAUCCGGUUACCGCAUCCGCCUGGGCUCCAGCACAGACAAGAAGGACAGCGGGCGUCUCCACGUGGACUUUGCCCAGGCCAGAGACGACUUGUACGAGUGGGAAUGUCACCAGCGCAUGUUAGCCCGAGAGGAGAGGCACCGACGCAAGAUGGAGGAGGAUCGACUAAGACCGCCUUCUCCUCCUCCCAUCGUCCACUACACCGACCACGAGUGCAGCCUGCUGGGGGACAAGAUCAAAGAUGAUGUGAAGUUUGCCGAGGCUGUCCGGGUGCUCCUGACCUGGCUGGAGCGAGGUGAAGUCAAUCGCAGAAACGCCAACAACUUCUACUCCAUGAUCCAAUCCUCCAACAGCCACAUCCGCAGACUGAUGAGUGAGAAAGCCCAGCAUGAGAAGGAGAUGGAGGAGGCCAAGGAAAAGUUCAAGAGCGCACUGGCUGGGAUACUGGGCCAAUUUGAACAGAUUGUGUCUGUAUUCCAAGCUGCUUCCAAACAAAAGGCAUGGGACCAUUUCUCCAAAGCUCAGCGCAAGAACCUGGACGUUUGGCGUAAGCAAGUACAGGAGAUCAGAAACAUGCACAAUGAGCAGCUGAUGGGGAUCAGGCGAGAGGAGGAAAUGGAGAUGUCUGACGACGACAUGGAAGAUCCCCCCAGCAGCAAACUCUCAGAGGACUCAGUUGUAUCCCAAGCCGAAGCACUGAAGGAGGAGAAUGACUCUUUGCGCUGUCAGCUGGACGCCUACAGGAACGAGGUGGAGCUCCUCAAACAAGAACAGAACAAGAACCAGCCCCACAGAAGUGAAGAAGAGAAUACGCACUCACAGCAACUCAGCUUCCUCCAGCAAGCUUUGCAGGGCAUGCAGACGCAACUCUUAAAAAUGCGCGAGGACUUAAAACAGCGCGAGUCAGACCUGGAGAAGAGUUUGGACGACAAACAGCAGCUGAAGAAAGAAGUCCAGACCCUGAAGGAUGGUCUUCAGCAUCUUCAGAGUCUACAGCACACAGACGGAAUGCAGCUGGAGACGUUGCAGGAAGACGACAGAAGCCCAGAGGAGAACGUUGAUCAAACCACUGAAGUGUCUGUAGCGUCCACAGUGGUGUCGUGCAGUCAGGAGAAAGAUGCUCCAACAGAGAGAAGUCCACAGAGCCCUGUCCAGUCAGAGAGAGAGGCUCUGCUAGUUGGAAUCAUCUGUACAUUUCUUCAUGUUCACCCGUUCGGAGCCAGCCUCGAGUACAUCUGCUCCUACCUGCAGCGUCUGGACUCCAAGAUCACCACAAGUGAAGUGGAGGCGCUGCUCUCUCGGCUGCCGUGCACCUUCAGACAGGAGCUGACAGGAGUAGGAGCCAGUUUAGAAAAACGUUGGAACUUUUGUGGAUUUCAGGGCAUCAACAGUUUAUAGACUCCUCCCUAACAAGGAGACAUGGGACAUUAUUCUGGUGCGAAAGGUUGACCGAGCUGAACAGAGUGGUGACAAUGUGGAUAUCAUCCUUUUUACAACUGAAACCUCUUGUUUAAAUGUUUAUGUGAUUUGUAAAACUAAAUAAAUGAACUGAAUUAUUGUUGACCGCUUUAGUGAAAUGCACCAUCAUUCUUUAGCCUUCUAGCAAACAUUAGGUUAGGACUGGGUGACAAAGGCCAGUUUUGUUUUUUUUUUCUCAAAUUGAUUGAUGAUUAAUUUUUAUUUUUGUUUUAUUUUAUUAUCUCAUUAAAAAAUACAAAUGGUUUACGAUAUUCAUUUUAUAUAUUGUUCAUGUAAGUUUUAUGAUGACCUCUCCAUUAAAAAGACCCCAGUUUAUCAUUGAUUACAGACGACAGAUUUUUUAUCAGAAUUAAAUUUGAUUUCGUAGCUCUACUUUACGUUUGUGAAAGUUAUUUAUCCUCUGUAAUUUAACCCAAUCCUAUAUGUCUGUGCCCCUCAUCUCACCAGUGUAUAAUGGUAACACACAAGAAUGAAUGUGAAAGUGGAUUUGUGCAUGUGUCUGUUUCAGCUCUCUGAUUAAACAGCCACGAUACCUGUCCUGGGGUCCAAAAUUACAAAAAUGUGGAAAAAUUAUUUGAAUGAUUACAAUUUUUUCUCAGCCUAUGGGACGACAUGGUCAGUCACAAAGUUAUACCAGAGAUUUGUAUUAUAGUAUAUUGGUAUUAGGAUUUUUUGUGCAGAAUAUGUGAUUUUUAAUAAACAUAUUUUUUCAUAA